AUGCAGCCGCUGCAGCAGCAACAAAAUGCAGGGAACGACGCUGACUCUAACACGAGCGGGCUGGUGACCUGGAAAAACAAUCGACUGGCAGGGGCGCUCAUAUGGUGUUUCUUCCGGUCCAAAUGGAGAGAUGAGUCUGGUGGAGCUUACUUUGUCGAGCUGACGCUUUUUCGCUGCGGAGAUGAAUCAAGUGAGCACGAGGUCAUGUUUCGGGGCCGCUUCAUUGAGCCAGUUGAAUGCAAAGUGCUGCUGCAAGGCAGAAGACAAAUGUGCCGCCUCCCAGGUCCAGAUGUGAAAUACUUCAAGGUUCGGUUCGAGACCAUUUUGGUUGAGAACAAAGAGAAUGGGCAGCACGUCUCUUUGUCAAAGUUGGCCCGUUUGUUUGGAGAUCCUGACUGGGAGAACAAUGUGCGCAUGGCUACACUGGAAAGCAAAACACAAUACAGAAGUCUUGAUGCAAGUGACGUAGAGGCAGCCAAGCAAGAUGUCUUAAAGCUGCAGGAAGCUUUGUGGGUGACAUCUGGAAGAGAAUCGCGGCAGCGGGGAGGGUGGCAGUACGCAGCAAAUUUCAUUUUGGACACCGUCAUUUUCUGCGAUGUAGUUCGGAGCCUUCAGGAAGAGACCGAUCUGUUGCUCAGGUGGAGCAGAGAGCACCUUUACAGAGACGACUUGACAUGGGCCCUACACCUAAGAGCAGAUUCCUCACCCCAAUUUGCACGGGACUACCUCAUAACUGAGCUGGACUACGUUGUCUUGGACCAGGUGUUCAGUUUGAAGCCAACCACAGUGCUGGAAUCUUUGACAUGGAAAACUCGGGUUCUCCCAGUCCAAGUGCUUGGAAGAAAAGCUACAUCUACAGCAUACAAGUUUCGAGCACUUCUGAGAAGCUUGCACUUAGAGACAGGUGAUUCUUCACGGGCAAGGACAAGAACUGCCACGUUCUUGAACGAUAUGGGGGUGGAAAGCAAACUUGCAAUCAUCCCAGAUGUCGACUCUGAUGUCAACAGGAGAGCGUUUGCCAACACCUUGCCUUUGCAUGACUUGGACCAUUCGUUACAUCACACAAUGGAAGAGUUACGGGAAUGUUGGCCCGCUGAACAGUUUGAACUUUUUGAUCGACAGUUGAAUACCCUGGCAAAGUAUUUCUCUAAAGCGGACAACUGCGAGCGUUUCCGUAAACUUUUUGUGCUGAACAACUCCAAGAUUGAAGGCGCUGCCCUCAAAGCCAGUAUUGCAAAAAUGUUCCAGACAACAUGCCCAUCCUUCAUCAAGCACAGAUGGGAAUACCGGUAUGAAGUAUUGGUGUGGAUUACGCGGCGGGCCGAUUUUCUCAUGUGGCUUGACCCUUCCACCAUCAGUGCGCGUGAGGAUGGGGACCCGGAGUACUCCUUUUCUGAUGCUGAAAUCAAAUGCUUAGAGCUGUUGUUCAAUGACAAAGCUGCGAACACCAUUCUGGAAGGGUUCGCCACUGCCAAGCGUAUGCUAGAGGCACGAUUCGUUCAGUAUGCAUCUUUUCUGGCGCAAACUCCAUGGAACUUGGUGGGGUUAUUGGAAUACCUAUUGCCUUCAGAAGACCACCAAGCCGCGAUCUCAAGAAGCAGAGCAAGGACAAAACAAGUACUGUCUGACUAUGAUUCCAACAAGCUCGGCAAUGUGGGUGACGUCGGCAUAGAGUUCUUCCGCCAACACCGAACAGCCCUUGAACGAUGGGGGAGAGGGUUGGACACGUUCAUGAACCAGCCACUGUUCCGCCAGCUUGUUGCUUGGGGGUGUGCUUUGCUGGUCAUGCGGCGGCUGGAAGCAAAGCACCAUUUGGUACACGUUCCCUGA
Molecule: messenger RNA, 1830 nt
Organism: Durusdinium trenchii
Lineage: Eukaryota; Dinophyceae; Suessiales; Symbiodiniaceae
Source: the annotation of a GenBank genome assembly